Messenger RNA from Octodon degus (degu), 2491 nucleotides. It is a transcript of the gene Kdm8, whose product is annotated as lysine demethylase 8. Lineage: Eukaryota; Metazoa; Chordata; Mammalia; Rodentia; Octodontidae. Gene Ontology annotation, molecular function: histone H3K36 demethylase activity. The transcript is spliced from 8 exons. Gene Ontology annotation, cellular component: nucleus. The record is from RefSeq and is a predicted model, not a curated record. The coding region runs from base 850 to 2085 and encodes 411 amino acids.
GGCCCCUAAAGUGGCUUUUGCAAGGAAGGGGCGCUAGUUUAGUGUCAAAAUUACACUGAUCUGUUGCAUUUGGGCAAGCCUCAGUUUCCUAAUCCAGAAUAAACACACAAUAAUCUUACAGGUACAGAGGAUUAAGCAAAACUCAGGAGUGUAAGGGGUCCUGACAGCGCCACACUACCGUUCCCUGGUGACCAAUAAAGGAAUCUCCUUCCUUCCCUUCCCUCACUCUCCAGACCCAAGGCCGGCCGUGCUUUGGGCUUGCUCCGUGCCACAUUCCAAAUCCGCGGACCUUGAAUUCACAGGUAGCUCAUGCUUUAAAAUCCAAUUCGCAGUGAGCGGCGCAUUUCUUAGCAAGAGGUGGCGGCGGGUUGACCACCUGGCGGCAGCUGCGUGCUGAAACAUCUGGUCCUUUCCCCAAGGAGACAGCCCUGGUGGGUUAAAAUUCUGGACCUGUGACUUUCCAAACGCAGAUGGCCACUUUACUCACCCUGUUUACGUCUUUGCAAAAUAGAACUAUGCUUCCAUGUAGAUGUUGGAAUUAGAUUAAAUAGUACGUGUAAACUUCCUUUAUACGAAAUUAUCUUUGCAGACCGACACCCAAAGGGAAAAAAGCCUUCCCAGCCUUUGAAAGGAAGGGGCGGAGCCAAGAUAUCGGUCGUUCGGCGCUCCUCUAGGCAACCUAGUCACGAUCAGACGAGCUGCGAGUGAUGGAUGCUCCUCGCGCCUGCCUGACUGCUGAGAGAGCAGCCCUGCUGAGAUCAAGCGGAACAAGUUGUCACCAGCCCCGGGCCAACAGUGACACCGUCCAAAAGCUAGAGGUGCUGAGCUGUCACAGCUGACCUGGGGCACAUGGCAGAAGGUACCGAGGAGCCUGGAGAUGCCCUCUGGGAGGCCCUCGUGGCACUCCUGCCAUCCACAAAGGAGGACCUGAAGCUGGACCUUGGUGAGAAGGUGGACAGAGGCGUGGCGCUGCUGCUGCGGCAGGUGGUAGGACUCUUCCACGGGGGCCGACGGGCCGAGUGUCUGCAGGCCAGUGAGGCCGUCCUGGACUACGCAUGGGAGAGGCUCAACACCGGCCCGUGGCAGGACGUGGACAAGGCCUGGCGGCAGGUGUAUGCCUUUGGCUGCCUCCUGAAGGCCCUGUGUCUGUGCCAGCCACCUCGGGAGCCCACCGCUGUGGCCGCAGCCCUGCGCGUGUGUGACAUGGGCCUGCUGAUGGGCGCAGCCAUCCUUGGGGACAUCCUCAUCAGAGUUGUGGCUGUCCUCCAGGCGCACUUGGUGUCGGGGAAGAGGCCUGACUGCAGUCCUGGCCAGGAGCUGCCCAGCUUGAAGAAAGCGAAGCGUGACCACGUUUCUGCUCCCGACAUGAGGUCAGAAAGAGCAGUGCCCCGGCUCCGCUGUCCCUCCCUCCAGCACUUCAGAAAGUACUUCCUGCUCCCAGGGAGGCCUGUGGUCUUGGAAGGCGUGGCCGACCACUGGCCCUGUAUGAAGAAGUGGAGCCUGGACUACAUUCAGGAGGUGGCUGGCUGCCGCACGGUGCCCGUGGAGGUUGGUUCCAGGUACACGGACGAGGACUGGUCUCAGCACCUCAUGACCGUCAGCGAGUUCAUCAGCAAGUACAUCACGAAGGAGGCCAAGGAUGUCGGGUACCUGGCUCAGCACCAGCUCUUUGACCAGAUCCCGGAGCUGAGGCGGGACAUCAGCAUCCCCGACUACUGCUGCCUAGGCAGCGGGGAGGAGGACGAGAUCACCAUCAACGCCUGGUUCGGCCCGGCAGGAACCGUGUCCCCGCUCCACCAGGAUCCCCAGCAGAACUUCCUGGCCCAGGUGGUCGGCAGGAAGUACAUCCGGCUGUACUCCCCGCAGGACUCCGAGGCGCUGUAUCCCCACGAAACCCACCUCCUGCACAACACAAGCCAGGUGGACGUGGAGAACCCCAACCUGGAGCAGUUCCCCAGAUUUGCCGAGGCCCCCUUCCUGUCGUGUAUCCUGGCGCCUGGAGAGAUCUUGUUCAUCCCGGUCAAAUACUGGCAUUACGUGCGGGCUCUGGAUUUGAGCUUCUCCGUCAGCUUCUGGUGGUCAUAGCCCUGCGAGAGUGGCAGGCCUGGGACAUCACAGUAGUUCCUUAGGCGGUGGCCAGGGCAGGAGCCUCGCCCGGUAGGUCAGGCCACCCAGGCCGGGGCGGCUUGCAGGGGAGGCGGCCGAGCAAGCAGGAAGGACCCGGGCCCGCCAGCGCACGCUCACCGAAGAUGACACCGGGAAGCGGUCAGAAAGCACGGCGUCAGCGCACCCGCUUGGUCCCAGCCUGCCUUUGGCUUGUCGCAGACUGCGGUGGCCUUUGGGCCCAAACCCCUCCCUACACAGUGCCUGUGUCCUCCAAAAGCAAGAGCAGCACCGGUCCUCAGAAGAGGCUUCGGGCUGUGCGCGGGUGGGCAGCAGAGCGGUGGCUGCCCUGCCAGUGACAGAGAGCAUUGCGGGCGGGAGUUAGCUC